Podarcis muralis (Common wall lizard) is the source of this 3922-nucleotide messenger RNA. The record is from RefSeq and is a predicted model, not a curated record. Lineage: Eukaryota; Metazoa; Chordata; Lepidosauria; Squamata; Lacertidae.
UCGCGCGCGGUUCUCCGAGGCUGCGCGCGAAGGCCGACCCUGGCGCCUGGGAGACUCGGCGGCUCUGCUUUGGACUCUCACGACGCCCAAAAGCCGAAGCAAGGCGGGAGCCCCGGCAUUGGCUCCUUCCCGCCCUCUCUGCAUUUCCAUGGAGACAGGAGCAGGAAGUAUAAACCAGAAAUCCGACUUCAUCUCUCUCUCCACAGGCGCCACAGCCGGAGCCUUCGAAGAAACGUCCCCGGGCGCCUUGGUGCGCGCGCUGCGUCUUCGGGCAAGUCUCGGGAAGGAGGCGGAGGGCGCCGCGUUGCCGCUUGGUUCUUUUCUUCCCCAGAGACUGCGAAGGAAGCAGCCUGAGGAAAGGGUGGGAAGCUGUGGAGGGAACCGUCGCCUCUCCCUCAUCAGAUGGGCGCAGGAAGGGAGCGGAGAGAGAGCGCGCGCAGAGGAAGAGUUGGAUGCGUGAGCAGGACUCAGCAGACCCUCUUUGCUCUUAUAGGAUGACACGAAGCCCCUAGGAGGGCAAGAGUCCCUUAAUCAGCAGGUUAGAGGAGAAAAGUUGAGAUGGUACAACUUUUCUCACCCAGUCAAUAAAAGCUUUCUGCAGGUGAAAGUUCAUAGGGCAAGUCUUGGGUUUGCUUGUUUUUUAAUGGGUCCAGAGAAGAUUCCCUAGGGAAACUAUUAGCAAGCCGGCUCAUUAUACUGAGGCUGCUUCCAGCCUGCUACUUAGCGGCAAUUUCAGGUUACGCAAUUUCUGUCGAUUGGGAGGUCCUCGCCAAACAAGCCGACUUCCCCCAAAGACCUUGGAAAUCUGCCAGAAGGGUGACCCUGUGUUUCCCCACGUUCUCUGGCCCUAAUCUCAGUCAUGGCUAUGCAAGAGCAUCGGAAGGUGAAAGAACGUCAUCGCCGCCCCAUAACAGCUCUUGGCUACCAUUCAGCCCGACGGGAGUGCCUCACAGGCUUUGAAGAUGGAGUGAUCAAAUGGUGGGACGUGGAGAAUGGGCGCAUGUCCCUCUGCGCCAAGGAGCAUGCUGGCCGAGUCACCCACUUCCAGUCCUGGGUGCAGGCACGACUCCUCUUCUCUUCUUCCAAUGAUGGCUCCGUGCUCGUGUGGGCUGUAGGCGGCACUGUUCUUGACCGCAUCCUGCUAGGCUACCCUAUCUUCACCUUGUCCAUCAGCCUGGCUCGGCAUCUCCUGCUCUGUGGCAGCAAGGGACGCCUGAUGGCUUUCCCCUUGGAUGAAAGGAGAGAAUCAGGCCACGUGGUCCACAUGGCCCAGGGCUUUUCCGAGCACACACACACAGACAUCGUGUCCUGCAUCGCCUGCCUGGACAACCAAAUAUACACAGCAGGGUACGACAAGAAGCUGCUGAUCUUUGACACCUAUCAGACUCCAGGCAGGAAGGGCCUGACAACCAAGCACUGCAUCCCACGUGCCCAUCGUGCAGCCAUCACUCACCUGCUGCUGGUGCGGCAGCAAGAAACCACGAGGGUGCUCUCAGGUUCUUUUGACCAGACAGUUGGCAUCUGGUCCCAGGAUGGGAAGCUCAUCCAGCGCCUUGGCCCCUUCACCGGGAACAUUACUGGACUCUGCUACGUGGCAUCUGUUGGCAUCGUCUGGAUCACCAGUGGCACAACCCAGCCCACCCUCUAUGAGCCUCAGUCUGGGGAAAUAGUUUCACAGUUCAUAUCCACGUUCCAAGGCCGACAGAAAGAUGGACCUGCUCUUCAGCAGCUUCUCAGCCUGCCAGACUCAAGGCAUGUGAUAGGCACAGCAAAGCCGCAGCAAAUACUCGUCUGGCGCUACAGCGAGUUGGGAUGCCUGACAGUGCUGCCUUGCAAACACCCCCUAGAGUGCCUAGCUUAUGGUAAGCAGCCAUAUAUAUCUCUAACUCUGCAACAGCUCCAGCCCCAGAUGCACAAGCUCCAUCAGCCCCUGCUUGAACUUCUGAAUGUAUCUCCACCAGCCAAAAAGGAGCCCGUUUUGCUCUUCAGUGGGGACAGCAGUGGGAUGCUACAGAAGUGGGAGAAGAGCUACAUCUCUCCCUUCAUCUACAGCAGGGAGUCCUUCCACCUAAGUGAAGCCCAACUGGAAAGAAGAGGCCCCUUGGCACAGCAGAGGGAGGAGGGUGGCAAGGAGAAGCCAGAUUCCCCUCGAAAGCCAGGAAAGGCCUCCAUUGGGCAGCAGAGUGGCUACACCAGGUUCCGAAGUGCAGCGAAAGACAUGCGAAAAGGAAGCAUAGGCUUCACUAGGGCUCUCUUUGCUGAAGAGUUGAAUAUCCUGGUGGUGUCGGCAGCUGACGGGAACAUUUAUCUCUGGGAGUUUGAGAGCUUCAUCCCGGAACCUUCUGCCGAGCAAUGCCCACCUGUGUUGGAUCAAAAUUCUGAAACAUUGGCAUCAAGCUGUGUUCAAGAUGAGAAGACCCAGGGCACUUCAAGCAGUUGUGUAGCAGGUUUCACCUGCAGAACGGUGCUGUGCGGGCACACGGGCAUGGUGACGGCACUUGCCGUGGCAGCCGGCGAUGCUGGACUGUACUUCCCCUACCUGCUCAGUGGAGGAUGGGAUGGAAAGCUGUGUCUUUGGGACCUGCACAACCACUCUUUGCAAAAUGCCUUUUCCAGUCUACCUGAGGACAACGGGCCCAUCCUGGAUAUGGCCUACUCCCCAAAGAGGAGGGAAUUUGCUUUCUCUUCUAGCACUGGCAGAGUUUUUAUCUGUGCUUUCAAUCCUCACUGUGCUGAUCUGGUGCUCCUGGCUGAGCUCUGUGGGCACAAAGCCGCUGUCGUAGCCUUGGUCUGGCACCCACUAGAGGACAAGUGGGUUAGCGGUGCUGAAGAUGGCUCCAUUCGGCUCUGGAGCGAAGAUGGUGGGUGCUGUGUGCAGAACCUGAGAGCCUCCAGAGGGAUCACUUGCCUCUGCAUCGACCAGGUCAAUGGCUGCAUUCUUGCAGGGGUCCAUGAUACCAUCAGGGUUUAUGAUCCAAAUUCUGGAGUGCAGGUGCAAAGUUACACAGGGCACCAAGAUUCCGUCAAGGGACUCAUCCAUGUCCCAGAAAUGGAGCAGUAUGUGUCGGUCUCUCUAGAUGGCACAGUGUGCAUGUGGAAGGCCUAUCGCCCAGGGGAGCAGCUCGAGGCCCAGGUCAGGUGGUGACUUCACUCUCCUGCUGGGUGCUACCCAGGACCUAGACUCUGAGACUCUCGGCUUCCAUUUUAACAAAGAGCACAUUUCCAUCCUUUGCGGUUGUGCAGGAAAGCUUCAAAAGACAUCAGACGUGUGUUCAGCAUGCUCAGAAGCUAGUGAAACAGCUAGGUGGGGCUUCCAGUGGUCAAGGGUGAGGCUUCUGUGCUCUGCUGCUUCCUGUCCCCUCCCCAUAGUCCUUGCUUCUGUGUCUCUCUUUCCUCCCCUUUUACUGCCGUCACAGUCCCUGCAAGCAUAUUCUGUGAAAUGACAUUUGCAAUGAGAAUAACUUGUGCCGACCAAGAACAUACAAGCUAAUGUGGAUAAUUAACUGUGAUCUUUUCUUUGGUGCUGUCUUCUGCCCGUGCCCAUGUCCUGCUGUACUUAAAUUAGAUUUGAGCUUACACAUUCAAGGCAGAAUGCAAGAACUUCAAAAGGCCAGGCACAGCCGGUGAUUAGGUGCCCCCAGCCAGCCUGAAAUGUGGCAGGAAGCUUUCAUGUCAAUGAGUCAUCUCUGUAUAAGCAAUUUGCACUCAUAUUCUAAGAAAUAAUGCAGCCUAGCCAGGAAAGGUUAAAAAAUUAAAAACAGCAGUAAACGCUGAUGCAUAUUGAUUGAAAUUCUUUUCCGGACACAUGAUCAAAGUUGUUAGUGCAGUAAACAUGCAGCUGUUAGCCACUGGCUAGGCCAGGGGUAGGCAACCUAAGGCCCGUGGGCCGGAUGCAGCCCAAUCGCCUGCGGACGGUCCGGGA